Messenger RNA from Babesia microti strain RI, 1359 nucleotides. RefSeq names its product flap endonuclease-1. Gene Ontology annotation, molecular function: 5'-3' exonuclease activity; DNA binding; 5'-flap endonuclease activity. The record is from RefSeq and is a predicted model, not a curated record. NCBI's taxonomy places the organism in Eukaryota, Apicomplexa, Aconoidasida, Piroplasmida, Babesiidae. Bases 1 to 1359 code for a protein of 452 amino acids. The transcript has a single exon.
AUGGGUAUAAAGGGACUCACUAAAUUGAUCCUGGAAAACGCGCCGGAAGGAUACCAGGAAAUAACGCUCGCCAAUUUAUCCGGCCAAAUAAUUGCGAUAGAUGCCUCGAUGACCCUAUAUCAAUUCAUGAUUGCAAUCAGACAGGGCAAUUUUGCCACAUCACUGGUCAAUGCUAAUGGAGAACCUACAUCGCAUAUUGCUGGGCUUAUGCUGAGGGUAGCUGCACUGUUAGAACUUGGAAUUAGGCCAAUUUACGUCUUUGAUGGAGAACCUCCCCAGGCAAAAUCUGAUACCCUUUUGAAGCGUAAGGAGAGGAAGGAAGAAGCGUUGAAGCUGCUAGAGCAAGCUAUGGAAACAGGUGAUUUGGAAGAAAUUAAAAAACAAACAAGCCGCACUGUUAGAGUGUCUAGGGAACAAAGCAAGCAAGCAAUGAAAUUUCUAGAAUUGUGUGGAUUACCUGUGGUUGAGGCGUCACAAGAGGCAGAAGCCCAAUGCGCCUAUAUGGUCAAAUGGGGAAUUGCGGAUGUGGCAUCUACGGAAGAUACGGAUUGUUUAACUUUUGGUACCCCUGUACUUAUCCGCAAUUUAUCUAACGCUUUGGCAAUUUCCAGCAAUAAAAAUUCAAAAUUUAAUUCUAAAUCGCCAAAAUCACACCUGUUAAGAAUAGACUUGAACAAGACGCUAAAUGGAUUCAAAUUGAAUAUUAACCAAUUUGUAGAUCUUUGCAUAUUGUGUGGAUGUGACUAUUGUGGAAAAUUGAAGGGGGUGGGCCCUAAAACUGCACUCUCACUACUGCAAAAGUACAAAACUAUAGAGGAAAUUAUUGCCCACAAGGAAAUCACAUGCAUUGAUGAAAAUUUUGACUAUAAAAUGGCUAGAGAUGCAUUUCUCAGCCCAAAAAUUGUACCCAAGGAAGAAAUUAAGCUGGAGUGGCGUGAGCCUAAUAUCCCUGAGCUGAUUGAUUUCUUAGUAGUGAAGAAUAACUUUAAUCAGGAUCGAGUUAAUAAGUUUAUAAAUAAGCUAAUUAAUAUCAGAAAGGUUAAACCACAGCAACAGAUUUCAUCUUUUUUUAAGGCAAAAAAUACAUCAAUUGUCAGUAAAAGUGAUGCAAAAAUUGAAACUACCGCCAUGUCAUUAAAACCUGAGGUUAAAUGUGUAAUAAGAAAGGAUGAACAAAUAUCUACUAUAAAAAAUCCUACACAUGAAUCGUUAUCAACGCCAGACAAAGAAGUUGAUAAAAAAAAUCCGCAAAUGUCUAUGUGUAAAUCGGAACGAGAAGAGGGUAGAAAGAGAACAAUAACAUUGCUACAAUUCUGCCCAAGCAAUGUCAAGGUGAAGAAGGGAGUCUCUUCCCACUAA